AGGAGUGGGCACAGUACAAUUGUUCAGCUCGUGGAAUUAAGAGCUUCAGUUAACAGUAAAGGGAAUUGCAAAGAAGUUAAAAGUGAAUACAAUGCCGCCACCACAUCACGACGAUCGUCUCUUUGGCAUCCACUUGGGCCUGCACUUGGGACACCAUCAUCAGCACCACGGACACCAUGGACCACCACCGCCGCACCACCACCAUCAUCAUCAUCAUCAUGGACCACCGCCGCCACCGUUCUACGAUCAUCAUCACCAUCAUCAUCACGGCCCACCGCAUCAUGGACACUAUGAUCAUCAUCAUGGCCACUAUGAUCAUCAUCAUGGCCACGUUGAGCAUCAUCAUCAUCACGGACCACCACAUCAUCAUUGCUAAAUGUUGAAAUGAAGAGCAAUGGGUCAAAGAUGCAUCCAUACAUUCUAUCCAUUGUGAACUGCCUGUGAAGUGAAUUUAUAUAGUAU
Messenger RNA from Drosophila arizonae, 462 nucleotides. RefSeq lists its product as uncharacterized. The record is from RefSeq and is a predicted model, not a curated record. Lineage: Eukaryota; Metazoa; Arthropoda; Insecta; Diptera; Drosophilidae.